AUGUGGGAUCGUUUUAAUUGUAUAGAUAUCUUAUACAUCUGGCCACAACAACGACGAUGGUCCCAGCCGGCGGGCAGAUCUUGUUGGGAUCACGACUUUCUGGGCCAUAAUUCUCACCAGAGCACAUAUACACAUAUACAUGUACUCGAAUAUGGUUACAGCGACCCAGAAAGCCUCGUCCUAAACGUAGCCAGUCUCUAUACUCCAUUUGAGAACGGCGAGACAGUGUCGGAGGUCUGGGUAGACAUCACCCAGAAUGUUGUCGGCGGUCUUGGGUUCCGCACAAGCAAAGGCAGUCCUGCUCCCUCGGGGUCUUUGGGUCAGUUCGACCCAUUGGGCGCGAUGCCUCUGAUCCCUAGUUUGAGAUACUGUGUUGAGGACUUCUUUGGUGGCUCUGUCGACCUGGUGGGUGUUGUCGAGGUGACUUGCUGUCGAUUGAAGCAUAAGCCAGAGAUUGUCUCUGGCAUGUUGUUCCGCUUCGCAGGAGGUCGCCAGGAAGCACUGGGGGAAGUGCACCUCAACGGAUUGCAGCAACCUAUGCUUCUCGGGGUGAGGGGCGAGAAAUCAUGUACCUCGAGUUCGGACCUCAACCCAGAGAACCAUCCUGGCAUCGCGGGCCAUAGGUUCUUGGAGGCUUCACGGGAGGAGAUUCUGGAGUGGUGGUGGUCACCACUUCAAUGUCUUUUGGUGUAUGGGGGGAGGGCCAGCCUCCAACUUCGAGAUGCCACAGUGUGGCUCGAGCUCGCUCCCUAG
Molecule: messenger RNA, 753 nt
Organism: Fusarium verticillioides 7600
Lineage: Eukaryota; Fungi; Ascomycota; Sordariomycetes; Hypocreales; Nectriaceae
Exons: 4
Coding region: 1-753 (250 amino acids)
Source: RefSeq, a predicted model, not a curated record